Molecule: messenger RNA, 3807 nt
Organism: Salvelinus fontinalis (brook trout)
Lineage: Eukaryota; Metazoa; Chordata; Actinopteri; Salmoniformes; Salmonidae
Product: serine hydroxymethyltransferase, cytosolic-like
Exons: 2
Coding region: 1060-2817 (585 amino acids)
Biological process (GO): purine nucleobase biosynthetic process; protein homotetramerization; L-serine catabolic process
Cellular component (GO): nucleus; cytosol; cytoplasm
Molecular function (GO): mRNA 5'-UTR binding; glycine hydroxymethyltransferase activity; mRNA regulatory element binding translation repressor activity
Source: RefSeq, a predicted model, not a curated record
GGGGUUCUAUACAGCCUUCCUGGGUGCUGCCUAAAACUGAAAUGCGAUGCUUCAGCCACGGGGAUCGGGUGGCAUUUCGGAGAAGCGACCGGAGCUUUGCUUUUUUUUGGGGGGGGGGGUGAAUGUUUGGUCCGUGUGAAGUGUAUUUCUGGAUCGUAGGAUCAAUGUGGUCACAGCGGCUUCUUGUUCAAGAGGCAGCAGAUAACGGUUAGCUUUCUCGAGCUUCCGAGAGCUUCCCAGAGCUUCCGAGAGCUUCCCAGAGCUUCCGAGAGCUUCCCAGAGCUUCCGAGAGCUUCCGAGAGCUUCCGAGAGCUUCCCAGAGCUUCCCAGAGCUUCCUAGAGCUUCCCAGAGCUUCCUAGAGCUUCCCAGAGCUUCCGAGAGCUUCCCAGAGCUUCCCAGAGCUUCCGAGAGCUUCCGAGAGCUUCCCAGAGCUUCCGAGAGCUUCCCAGAGCUUCCCAGAGCUUCCGAGAGCUUCCCAGAGCUUCCUAGAGCUUCCGAGAGCUUUCUAGAGCUUCCUAGAGCUUUCUCUCCUCUUUCUCCAUUUCUGAAUUGGGGGCCAUUUUCUUUCUAGCUGCCAACCCCCCCCCCCCCCCCCCCCCCCCCCCCCCCCCACUAUGUAGACAAAGGUACGUGGACAACCCUUUUCAAACUAGUGGAUUAUAUUUCAGCCACAUCCGUUUAUACAGGUGUAUACAAUCAUGGACUCUACAAGACGUAUACAGGGGUCACGUUCCCCCCAGGGAAGUUUAUACAGGGGUCACGUUCCCCCCAGGGAAGUUUAUACAGGGGUCACGUUCCCCCCAGGGAAGUUUAUACAGGUGUAUACAAUCAUGGACUCUACAAGACUCCGAAAGCCUUCCCUCAGGGACGCUGGCCCACUGUGGCAUUAUAUAACAAUAAUAACUAAAGACAGUUUUAUCCAAUGGGAUUUAGGGACGCUGGCCCACUGUGGCAUUAUAUAACAAUAAUACCUAAAGACAGUUUUAUCCAAUGGGAUUUAGGGACGCUGGCCCACUGUGGCAUUAUAUAACAAUAAUAACUAAAGACAGUUUUAUCCAAUGGGAUUUAGGGACGCUGGCCCACUGUGGCAUUAUAUAACAAUAAUACCUAAAGACAGUUUUAUCCAAUGGGAUUUAGUCAUGUGUUCACACUGGCCUCAUCAACUAGUGAUGUUAAUCUGUGUUGUAUCAGGUGGAUCCAGACACUGGCCUCAUCAACUAGUGAUGUUAAUCUGUGUUGUAUCAGGUGGAUCCAGACACUGGCCUCAUCAACUAGUGAUGUUAAUCUGUGUUGUAUCAGGUGGAUCCAGACACUGGCCUCAUCAACUAGUGAUGUUAAUCUGUGUUGUAUCAGGUGGAUCCAGACACUGGCCUCAUCAACUAGUGAUGUUAAUCUGUGUUGUAUCAGGUGGAUCCAGACACUGGCCUCAUCAACUAGUGAUGUUAAUCUGUGUUGUAUCAGGUUGGAUCCAGACACUGGCCUCAUCAACUAGUGACGUUAAUCUGUGUUGUAUCAGGUGGAUCCGGACACUGGCCUCGUCAACUAGUGAUGUUAAUCUGUGUUGUAUCAGGUGGAUCCAGACACUGGCCUCAUCAACUAGUGAUGUUAAUCUGUGUUGUAUCAGGUGGAUCCGGACACUGGCCUCAUCAACUAGUGAUGUUAAUCUGUGUUGUAUCAGGUGGAUCCGGACACUGGCCUCAUCAACUAGUGAUGUUAAUCUGUGUUGUAUCAGGUGGAUCCGGACACUGGCCUCAUCAACUAGUGAUGUUAAUCUGUGUUGUAUCAGGUGGAUCCAGACACUGGCCUCAUCAACUAGUGAUGUUAAUCUGUGUUGUAUCAGGUGGAUCCAGACACUGGCCUCAUCAACUAGUGAUGUUAAUCUGUGUUGUAUCAGGUGGAUCCAGACACUGGCCUCAUCAACUAGUGACGUUAAUCUGUGUUGUAUCAGGUGGAUCCAGACACUGGCCUCAUCAACUAGUGAUGUUAAUCUGUGUUGUAUCAGGUGGAUCCAGACACUGGCCUCGUCAACUAGUGAUGUUAAUCUGUGUUGUAUCAGGUGGAUCCAGACACUGGCCUCGUCAACUAGUGAUGUUAAUCUGUGUUGUAUCAGGUGGAUCCAGACACUGGCCUCGUCAACUAGUGAUGUUAAUCUGUGUUGUAUCAGGUGGAUCCAGACACUGGCCUCAUCAACUAGUGAUGUUAAUCUGUGUUGUAUCAGGUGGAUCCAGACACUGGCCUCAUCAACUAGUGAUGUUAAUCUGUGUUGUAUCAGGUGGAUCCAGACACUGGCCUCAUCAACUAGUGAUGUUAAUCUGUGUUGUAUCAGGUGGAUCCAGACACUGGCCUCAUCAACUAGUGACGUUAAUCUGUGUUGUAUCAGGUGGAUCCAGACACUGGCCUCAUCAACUAGUGACGUUAAUCUGUGUUGUAUCAGGUGGAUCCAGACACUGGCCUCAUCAACUAGUGACGUUAAUCUGUGUUGUAUCAGGUGGAUCCAGACACUGGCCUCAUCAACUAGUGAUGUUAAUCUGUGUUGUAUCAGGUGGAUCCAGACACUGGCCUCAUCAACUAGUGACGUUAAUCUGUGUUGUAUCAGGUGGAUCCAGACACUGGCCUCAUCAACUAGUGACGUUAAUCUGUGUUGUAUCAGGUGGAUCCAGACACUGGCCUCAUCAACUAGUGACGUUAAUCUGUGUUGUAUCAGGUGGAUCCAGACACUGGCCUCAUCAACUAGUGAUGUUAAUCUGUGUUGUAUCAGGUGGAUCCAGACACUGGCCUCAUCAACUAGUGAUGUUAAUCUGUGUUGUAUCAGGUGAAUCCAGACACUGGCCUCAUCAACUAGUGAUGUUAAUCUGUGUUGUAUCAGGUGGAUCCAGACACUGGCCUCAUCAACUAGUGAUGUUAAUCUGUGUUGUAUCAGGUGGAUCCAGACACUGGCCUCAUCAACUAGUGAUGUUAAUCUGUGUUGUAUCAGGUGGAUCCAGACACUGGCCUCAUCAACUAGUGAUGUUAAUCUGUGUUGUAUCAGGUGGAUCCAGACACUGGCCUCAUCAACUAGUGAUGUUAAUCUGUGUUGUAUCAGGUGGAUCCAGACACUGGCCUCAUCAACUAGUGAUGUUAAUCUGUGUUGUAUCAGGUGGAUCCGGACACUGGCCUCAUCAACUAGUGAUGUUAAUCUGUGUUGUAUCAGGUGGAUCCAGACACUGGCCUCAUCAACUAGUGAUGUUAAUCUGUGUUGUAUCAGGUGGAUCCAGACACUGGCCUCAUCAACUAGUGAUGUUAAUCUGUGUUGUAUCGGGUGGAUCCAGACACUGGCCUCAUCAACUAGUGAUGUUAAUCUGUGUCGUAUCAGGUGGAUCCAGACACUGGCCUCAUCAACUAGUGAUGUUAAUCUGUGUUGUAUCAGGUGAAUCCAGACACUGGCCUCAUCAACUAGUGAUGUUAAUCUGUGUCGUAUCAGGUGAAUCCAGACACUGGCCUCAUCAACUAGUGAUGUUAAUCUGUGUUGUAUCAGGUGGAUCCGGACACUGGCCUCAUCAACUAGUGAUGUUAAUCUGUGUUGUAUCAGGUGGAUCCAGACACUGGCCUCAUCAACUAGUGAUGUUAAUCUGUGUUGUAUCAGGUGGAUCCAGACACUGGCCUCAUCAACUAGUGAUGUUAAUCUGUGUUGUAUCAGGUGGAUCCAGACACUGGCCUCAUCAACUAGUGAUGUUAAUCUGUGUUGUAUCAGGUGGAUCCAGACACUGGCCUCAUCAACUACGACCGACUGGAGGAGAACGCCCGGCUUUUCCACCCUAGACUGAUCA